AUGAAUAUAGGGACUGAGAAAGCGACUUUGUUUUAUACUAUGUAGUGAAGAGUGAAGUAUAGAAAUUUAAUCAAGUAUAAUUUUUAAAUUGUGUAAUCAACUAUAGAAAUUUGACAUAUUGUGGUAACCUGACUUGCAGUCGUGUGUACAUGAACUUUGCAAAAACAUUAACUUUAAAUUUUAGCAUUGAAAUUUCUCUAGCUGAUGGUGAACGAAGUCAUGUAAAUAUUUUAUUUUCAGGUGAGCAAAUCCAACCAAACCAAACACUUUUCAUAAACCCACAAAAUCCACCUCCAUGGGCACAGAACAGGCAAAUACAAAAUCAAGUGUUAUACGUCCAGCAAAUGCCUAACAACAUUAUAUCGAGUGUCCCACAGCAUAUAGACCAAAACCAGUUCUACUUGCAACAGUAUCAAAAUUAUCAACAAGUCAUACCCCAGCAAAUUUUGGCCCAAAAUCAAGAACAAAGACACAUGCAGAUACAAAAUAUUAUGCCGCAAAAUAUGGUACAAAAUUUACAAGCAAAUAUUGGUGGUAAUAUGCCAAACUUGCCCGAUAGAAUACCACAAACAUUCGGAGCAAUACCAAAUGUUGGUCAAACAAUGCAGCUGACAACACAAACGCAAUCGAAUAUACCUACCAGUAACGUAAAUAGGAGUGAGACAAAUAUUCAAAUAGUCCAACAGCCACAACAAAGUCAAAGACAAGAAGUAAGGCCAGUUUUUAUGAACAUCAAUCAACCUAAUCAGCAACAAAUGAGACCACCACCUCAAAUACUAACUGUAAACCCGAUACAGAAUGUUCCACAGCCCAGUACAAAUUAUCAAGCCAUGCCAUUAAACAGUAUUCCUCGUUCAAUACAAACGCAUAGUGUUGGUUCACAAAUGUCUCCGCCAACAUUUGCAACUUCACAACCAAGAAUAAGAAAGGUGGCUCCUACUACUUUAAAUAAAUUUACAAGCACCAAUAUUGGUGCAAGAGGUAUGAGCCAAACUUACAGACCAAUACAACCACGACCUCAGCAACUUCGUAACAGCGCACCUAGUUAUACAAACUCAAUAGAAGUACCAGUACAGCCUAAUAAGCCAAUGCAAAAUGGACCAAAUAUUAUUAAUAUAAAUUCUACUUUACCAAGCAUGCCAAAUUUACAAGCUAAUAUCCCAAACUCGUCUAUAACUCUUAUUAGACCAGAAGAUCAAACAAACUUCAAAAAAAGAAAGAGUGAAUCACCCGAUGAAAUUCACAGAAAAAUGGCUGCCAUUCAAGUAAAUAUUACAACACCCAUGAAACCUGUUACUAUUCCACAAAGGAAUCUAGAAUAUACACCCAACGUAAACAAUAUGCAGAAAGUUGACCAGAAACCAAACAUAACUAUUAUUCCUCAACCCAUCUUACCUAGUAAUACUGAAACUCAAGCAGUGGAAAUAAAAGAGAUUAGUAAGUUAGUUGAAAAUGUCCAGCAAGCUAUACAAAUUGAUAAAUGUAACGCCAAAACUAAUCCAGAUACAAAAGAUUCACUAAUUACUGAAAAAGAUAAAUUAGUGAGAAAUACAGUAUUUACACAAGCCCGUGGUAGAGUUCUUACAGAUAAAGAAAAUGCAAAUAUAUUGAAAGAUACAAAGAAUAUUUUAAAGAUUGAACCUGAAAGUAAAGUUUCUUUUGAAAUAAAACAAGAAAACAUAGAAGCGCCUGUAAAAUCAAGUACAGAAGAAAUUAAAGUUGACCACAAAGUUGAGAAUGAUACUAGUAUCACUCUCAAAACUCCAAACAAUAAAGGGAUGCUCCCAGUCGAUAGGUCUACUAAACAGGAAAGAGAUUUCGUACUGACACACGUGCUCGAUGGAAUAGUCAUCCAAGAAUCUAAUGUAGCGUUUCCUAUCAGAGAUCCGGCAAUACGAAGAACUACUAAACCAACGCCACAAGAUUGCAAAACUAAAAUUGACCCAGAAGAUGAAACAAGAAAAAAUCAAACCAAUAUAGGAGAAGAUAAAAAGACUGUUAGUGAAAUUAAAGAUAUGCCAAUAUUAAAUGAACUUGAGACUAAACCAGAACAAAAGACUGAUUCGGAUAAUAAUGUUGCGCCAGCGCCACUAGUAAAAACUGAAGAAGGCAUUACCAGUCAUGAAAAAUCAGAUGAACCAGGUUAGAUACUAUCUAUUUAGCUUAACAUUUUGUUUGAAUUUAUUGUUACUUGUCAAAGUUAUAAUAACUUAUAAAAAAGAAGCACAUGAUAACAUGUUAUUAAAAAUAAAAUAAAAAAAUAACACAUUGGUAUUUUGAAUUUCAGAUAACCCAUUCAUGGACUUGCAGCAAGCCUUAGUUAAAUCUUGGACGAUCGAACAACUGUCAUCGCAUCUAACUAAAUUCAAGUGGAACGAAACAGCAGCAUUGGUAAUGGAGCAUGAAAUAGAUGGAGAGUCAAUUUUCCUGGUGUCAAAGACGUUACUUCUCAAUAUAGGCGUUAAAGAAAACCAUGCUAAUACAAUCUGUGCUUUUAUUAACAGUUAACAAUAGCAUUUUAUUAGCACGUGAACAACGAAAAAAGUCGAUUUAUAUUCUUUUGGACUGUAUAUUGUGGAUAUUUUUUCGGGAAGUUUAAAAUUAUUUAAUUCCUUACUUAUUCUUCUGAUUAACAGUUUCGAAAUCACAUAAGCGUUUGAGGCCUUUGAAAUUGUCUACUUUGUACUUAUAUUUAUAUAUUUAAAAAUCAGCAUUUUCAUAUGUAAAUACUGUAUAAAUUACUUUAAGGCAUAUUAAGGGUAAUGACUGAAAGAAAUAAAUGUUAAUUUUGAAUUUAUGGUCUUUUUAACUAAUCCACAAAACUUUACACACCUUCAUAUAUUAUAAAUGUAUGUCAUAUUUUAUCUCCUUCGUAUUAAAGAUACAAAAAAUAACUAACUUUUU
Diatraea saccharalis (sugarcane borer) is the source of this 2904-nucleotide messenger RNA. Lineage: Eukaryota; Metazoa; Arthropoda; Insecta; Lepidoptera; Crambidae. The record is from the annotation of a GenBank genome assembly.